Molecule: messenger RNA, 1619 nt
Organism: Leucoraja erinaceus (little skate)
Lineage: Eukaryota; Metazoa; Chordata; Chondrichthyes; Rajiformes; Rajidae
Product: trans-1,2-dihydrobenzene-1,2-diol dehydrogenase-like
Molecular function (GO): nucleotide binding
Source: RefSeq, a predicted model, not a curated record
CGCAGUCGGACCGUGCUCUAUAAAACCGCGCCGAGGCCACCGCGGCCGGGAGCUGGGACUCACACCCACCGACAGCACUGGCCAUGGCCACUCGCUGGGGCAUCUGCAGCGCCGGCAGAAUCUGCCACGACUUCAUGGUGGCUCUGAAGACCCUGCCGGACACCGACCACCAGGCUGUGGCCGUGGCCUCCCGAGACUCAUCGCGAGCUCGCGACUUCGCAAAGCGGCACCAAAUCCCCAAGUGCUACGGUUCUUACCAGGAGCUGGCGAAUGAUCCCAACGUGGACAUCGUCUAUGUGGGGACCAUUAACCCCCAGCACCUGAAGGUGGCCCUGCUUAUGCUGCAGGCAGGCAAGAAUGUCCUCUGUGAGAAACCCAUGGCCAUGAAUCUGAAGGAGGUCCAACAACUCAUCUCUGCAGCCCGGAAAUGCGACCUCUUCCUCAUGGAGGGUCUUUGGACACGGUUCUUCCCGGUCUCCCACAAGAUUCGAAGUCUACUGUCUAUCAAUAAUGUUGGGGAGAUUAAAAUGGUGAGAGCAGAGUUUGGCACGUGGAUGCUGGGAACACCACGGCUGGUGGAGAAGGAGUUGGGUGGAGGAGUACUCUUGGACAUUGGCUGCUACUGCCUACAGUUUGUCUGCAUGGUGUACAAUGGCGAGAAGCCAGACUCUGUCCACGCCACAGGAUUCCUCACAGAGAAAGGUGUUGACGAAACAGUGACCAUCAUAAUAAAGUACUCCAGGAAACGCAUGGCCAUAGUAACUGUAACAAUGGCAUCACAGCUUCCCAACCAGGCAAUCAUCAUUGGUACAAAUGGCACAAUCACGGUACCAGGGCACAUGUGGUGUCCCACAAGCCUUAUGGUCAAUGGAGACAGAGAGGAGUUCCCACUGCCAACUCCAUCUCAGCCCCUCAACUUCUUCAACAGUACAGGCCUACGGUACGAGGCUGAGGAAGUACGGCAGUGUCUUAAGAAAGGACUGAAGGAGUGCCCCCAGCUGACACUGUCCGACAGCGAGCUGAUCAUGAGCAUUCUAGACGAGGCUCGGCAGCAGAUCGGGGUUGUCUACUGUCAGGAUACAGCUUGAAGGCAAGAACUCAGCUGUGUAGUCACCAACUGUACUGGGACUGGUGCGCACAGACACCAUUAAAAACAGUCACAUGUCCUUCAUGCAGAUUUGUGUUGCAAUGCUAUUCUGAAGACUGCGAAUCUCCUGGCAGGCAGCAUUGCUUCAAAGAUGUAAAGUUGUAUAAAGAAAUAUCAAGUAUGACCUGAAGAUUGAAUUCAUCACAAUAAACUGCACCAAACAUGCGAACACUGCACUGAUUUGAUCACCAAUCACUGCAUCUCACAACAGCUGAGGAAACCGAGAGAUGGGUCCCCAUCUUUUCCCCAUCACUACCAGCUUCUGGUACUUCAAUGAAAUUCUGGGCAACGUGUGGCAUUUUCUCAUAAAGGCUUUAUUGUAGAUGAUUCACAUUACAGCCACCCUUAAAAUUUCUGGAACUGUUUCUUGGCUCCUGCGGCCUUGGUGACUUUGAGGACGUUGAAACGCACUGUCUUACUGAGGGGCCGGCACUCCCCAACAGUCACACUGUCUCCAUUCUGCACAUCCCUG